UCCAUAACUCCAUAGAAAUAAAUUUGUACUAUUGACUUUUGUCAUGAGUCAUGAGAUGAUAUUACUAUUAAGGUGGCUCAAAACCAUUUGGUGAGAUGAUGACCCUCCAAUGCUAAAUACCUCAACCUGUCAAUAAACUAAUGGAGGAAAAAAGAAAUGUGAACCCCAUUGUUUUCUGUGAUCUAACUGCUCCCACACCAUGUCAAAAUUCCUUGUUUGGAACCCUCUCUAGGAACCCUCCCCCUCUUCAAACUCUUGAUCUCCUUAAGAAUCUUGGCUGUUCUUCUUCUUCUUCUUCUCCUCUUGGUAAUAAGAAGCACCCGCACCCGGAUGACAACGACAGGGAAUUGGAAGAAUGCGAGGAGUGGAGGAGGAGGAGAAAGCAAUCUGCUGUUUAUGGUCAUCAUGUAGAAGAAGAAGAAGAAGAUGAUGAUGAUGAAGAUGAUGUGGAGUUAUCAGAGAUGUUCGACAGGUUUCUGCUGUGUUCAGAUCCUAAUGAGUAUAGCAUGAAUAUUCAACCAGCAGCAGCUGGAAAGAGGAAAGAAAUUGGGCGAGUUAAACAUGACGAUGAUGAACAUAAUAAGAGUAAGAACCCAAGACUCGGCAUAGAUCUGAGUGCCCUUUUGAUCAGCUGUGCCAAAUCCAUCGCCUCAUACGAUCACAGAACUGCAAGUGAGCACUUGAAGGAGAUCAGGCUGCACUGCUCCCCUUCCGGCAACGGCGACCAGCGGCUGGCUUAUGUUUUCGCGCAGGGACUGGAGGCGCGUCUGGCCGGCACCACCACACCUCCGGUGCCGCCCAAGAAGAUCACCGCUUUCGACUUGCUCGAAGCCUACCGGUCUUACAUGCAGACAUGUCCCUUCGCCAAGAUCACUUUCGCCUUCGCAAACAAGAUGAUUUAUCUCGCCUCCUCCGGUGCCAAGACCAUACACAUCAUCGAUUUCGGCAUUCUCUUCGGCUUCCAAUGGCCCAUCCUCAUCCAGCACCUCUCCAACCGGCCCGGCGGCCCUCCCAGGGUCCGCAUCACCGGAAUCGAACUUCCUCCGCCCGGUUUUCCACCGCAACCACCAGCCCAAUUGGUGCACCAAACAGGGCGGCGCUUGGCCAAGUACUGCCACCGCUUCGGCGUCCCAUUCGAGUACAAUGGGAUCCCUACCCGCAAUUGGGAGGGGGUCAGAGUGGAGGACUUGAAGCUCUCCGGGAGUGGAGAUGAAAUGGUUGUGGUGAAUUGUAUAUUCAGAUUCAAAGACAUGCUGGACGAGUCGGUGGGCAUGGAGAACAACCCGAGGGACGCCGUCCUGAGGCUCAUAAGGAAACUGAACCCGAAUCUCUUCGUGCACUCCAUCGUCAACGGGAGCGUCAACUCCCCCUUCUUCGACAUCCGAUUCCGGGAGGCCCUGUUCCACUACAAUGCCCAUUUCGACAUUCUUGAAAAGACGUUGCCCCGGGACGAUCCGCAGAGGGCUCUGUUCGAGCAGGAAUUCUUCGGGCGGGAGGCGUUUAACGUGGUGGCCUGCGACGGGGAAGAGAGGGUUUCGAGGCCGGAGACGUACAAGAAGUGGGGGGCGAGGAGCGCCGGAGCCGGGUUCAGGAUUCUCCCGCUGAACCCGGAGGUGACGGGAAUGUUGAGGAAGAAGAUUGCUACGGAGGAGCAUUUGCUACACAGAUGGAUUGCUGCUGCUUCAGCCCGUGACGUUAUUGUCUCUAUUCUUCUGAGGAUUGAUCUUUUCACAUACUGUAUGUUUAUGGAUCCUCGAUUCACUGGCUUUGCAGAGCACGAAGAUCCAUUCCUUGUUUCAACCUUUCUGCAAUCGUUGGAUACUCCUCAAAAUGACUCUUUAGCAGCUCUGGGUUUCACCGAUAACCCUUGGACCACACUUGGUUCCAACCAUGGCCAUUUUGUUCCACCUGCAGAUUUGGAUUCCCCAGAUGCCGAUGACCCUAUGUCCAAGGGUCCACCUGCAGAUUUGGACUCCCCAGAUGAUGAUGACCCUGUGUCCAAGUACCUCAGCCAAAUACUAUUGGAGGAGAACAUCGGUGAGAAGCCGAGUAUGUUCCAUGAUGCAGUUUCUCUUCAAGCUGCCGAGGAUGACUUCUCAAGCUCCCAUGAUAAGAGCCAACUUUCACCUCAUCAAUCCCAAGUUAGCCAUAAUAACCCAGAAAGCUCAGGCAACAUAUAUGAGAAUUCCAAUGCAAGCAAUGGCACCAUUGGUUCUCUAAAUACAAAUAAUAUCCAAGUAUCAGAUGUCAGUAAGCUUGGAAAUAUGUUUGGUGACACAGAGGCCAUACUAAAUUUCAAGAGAGGAAUGGAGGAAGCUAGUAAAUUCCUGCCCGCUAAUAAUGAAUUGUUUAUUGAUUUCGAUAGAUACCCAUUUCCUCAAAAGACAGUUGAGUUGCCUAGGGAUAAUGCUAUAAACAAGGUAAGGAAUACUGAGAUUGAUAACAAUUCACUUAGAGGAAAGAAGCAUCAGCAUCCCGAUCAUGGCUAUGAGUUUGAAGAAGAGAGGAGCAGCAAGUUAUCUGCGGUUUAUGGGGAAGAACAGUUAUCGCAGAUGUUUGAUAAGGUUUUGCUGUCUGAUAGUAAUGUGAAAAAUCGUGUGAAGAAUAUUCAAUGCUCACCUGAAGUAGUUGGCAAGGGCAGGCCUCGUAAUGGUGGGAAACGACAUCCUAAUAAGCAGCAGCAGGGAGAUACAACAAGUGAAGUUGUAGAUCUGCAUACUCUUUUGAUAAGAUGUGCACAAUCGGUUGCCACUGACGACCACAAGUCUGCAAAUGAACAAUUAAAACAGAUCCGGAAGCACUGUUUGGUCAAUGGUGAUGCAGAUCAGAGGGUGGCAUAUAUAUUAGCAAACAGCCUUGAGGCGCGUCUGGCUGGCACGGGGACCCUCCUCUUUAAGUCCCUAACCCCUAAAGGAAUCACAGCUUUUGACAAGUUAAAAGGAUACCAGGUUUACAUGUCCGCAAUUCCUUUUAAGAGGACAGCAAUAGACUUGGCAAAUAAAAUGAUUUACAUGGUCUCAUUGGAAGCCAAAGCGCUACAUGUCAUCGAUUUCGGCAUUCAUUACGGUUUCCAAUGGCCCAUCCUUCUCCAGCAUCUUUCGAACAGGCCAGGUGGGCCUCCUACACUUCGUAUUACCGGAAUCGAUUAUCCUAAACCUGGUUUCCGUCCAGCGGAAUUGAUAGAAGAGACCGGGCGCCGCUUGACAGAUUAUUGUGAACGCUUUGGCAUACCAUUCAAGUACAAUGCCAUAGCGACACGAAAUUGGGAGACGAUUAAAAUUGAAGAUUUGGAGCUUGGUGAUGAUGAGAUGGUUGCCGUGAAUUGCUCAUUCCAGUUUAAAGACGUGCUUGAUUAUAAGGUGGUUAUGGAGGAUAGUCCUCGUGAUGCCGUCCUCAGGCUAAUCAGGAAAGUGAACCCAAGGGUUUAUGUGCAAGCUGUUGUAAACGCAGCUUAUGGCACGCCAUUCUUUGCUUCUCGGUUCCGGGAUGCUCUCUACCACUACUACUCCUUUGAUAUUUUCCACAUUUUUGUUUAUUAACCUCAGCUUUCCUCCAGGGGGGCUACGGUUACCGGACCAAGCGGUAAAAUCUUGAUUCGG
Messenger RNA from Cuscuta campestris, 3599 nucleotides. Lineage: Eukaryota; Viridiplantae; Streptophyta; Magnoliopsida; Solanales; Convolvulaceae. The record is from the annotation of a GenBank genome assembly.